UGUCCUCAGCCAGCGAGGUGCAUGACAACGCCUCACUCCCAUCUCCAACUUUUGUGUGGGGUUGCCGGGAGCCGCGGGUUCUUUCACACAUCACCAUCGCGCGGGCAGGCUACCACGCUAAUUGGCCCUGCUGGAGAGACAGCCUCCGCUCUUUUGUCUCCAGCGUCACCCGCUAAAGCAAGCCCAGAAGCACUUCCCCAGACAUUACUUCCCUUCCAUUCAUCCCACUUUCACACCAUCUACGUGAAUCUGUAGGGGGGACUCAUCUUGACCCGUUUGUUUUCUUUGGGUCAAUUGCUUUUGUUUGUUUGUUUAUUUGUUUGUUUAUUAUAAAGGGGGAAUUUUCGACACCAGAGACUGGAUUGGUAAAACAACAACAGACCCAAAUCUGAAGAUGCCCGGCACAUCGCGCAUGCCGGUUAGCCUGCGGGAGGGCUUCAACAAUGUGAGGAAUCGGUCGAGGGCGGGGAGCCCGUUGGCGUUGGGGAUGUUGAACUUGGAUUUAGCCCGCAACCUAAUCUUCUUCCUCUUCGUCCUCCGCUGGACCCGUCGCGUUCUAUGGAAACUCAAAGGCCGCGGCCUCAUCGGCACCAUCGUCGAGCUUUACGUCGACCUCCGCCGCAUUCUGUACGGUUACUUCCUCCGGAUGCCCGGCGUGCGAAACCAAGUCAAGAAACAGGUCGAUGAAGCAGUGGGAAAACUCCAGACAAAACUCGUACCGCUCAAUGCGACUCGCUAUCUCAUGCUGCCGAAAGAAGGAUGGGACCAGGAUGCCGUUCGGAAGGAGUUGCAGACGCUGGCGGAUAUGGACCACACUCGCUGGGAGGACGGGUUUGUUUCGGGCGCGGUCUAUCAUGGCGAGGAUGAGCUGCUGAAGCUGCAGACGGAGGCGUAUGGGAAGUUUACCGUGGCCAAUCCUAUUCAUCCGGAUGUUUUCCCCGGGGUGAGGAAGAUGGAGGCCGAGGUGGUGGCGAUGGUGCUGGGGCUGUUUAACGCGCCUGCUGGGGCGGCGGGUGUGAGCACCAGUGGAGGGACAGAGUCGAUUUUGAUGGCUUGUUUGAGUGCGAGGCAGAAGGCAUACGUCGAGAGGGGUGUUACUGAGCCUGAGAUGAUCCUCCCCGAAACAGCCCACGUCGCCUUCCGCAAGGCAGGUCUCUACUUCAAGAUCAAAACCCACCUGGUUGCCUGCCCAGCACCAACCUACCAAGCCGACACCCGCGCCAUCGCCCGGCUCAUCAACUCCAACACUAUUCUCCUGGUCGGGUCAGCCCCCAACUUCCCACACGGCAUCAUCGACGACAUCGCCGCCCUGUCCAAACUGGCAGUCAAAAAGUCUGUUCCCCUGCACGUCGACUGCUGCCUUGGCAGCUUUCUGGUGCCGUUCCUCUCCCGAGCGGGGUUCGAAACCCAGCCAUUCGACUUUAGACUCAAGGGCGUGACGUCCAUCUCUUGCGACACGCACAAGUACGGGUUCGCGCCCAAGGGGAACAGCACCGUCCUCUACCGGACGCAGCAGCUCAGGAGUUACCAGUACUACGUCGAUCCAGCCUGGUCGGGCGGUGUGUACGCCUCCCCUGGCAUCGCCGGCUCCCGUCCUGGCGCCCUCAUUGCGGGGUGCUGGGCUAGUUUGAUGUCGACCGGUGAGGACGGGUAUCUCCAAUCGUGCAUUGAAAUUGUUGGCGCGACUAAAAAACUUAUCGCUCACAUCACUACCACGUCUCCUGUUCUGGCGCAAGAGCUGGAGAUCUUGGGCAACCCGUUGGUGUCAGUUAUUGCGUUUAAGAGCAAGACGCUGAAUAUUUAUGACAUUGCCGACGGGAUGUCGGCCAAGGGGUGGCAUUUGAAUGCGCUGCAGAACCCGCCUGCUAUUCAUGUCGCGCUCACGCUGCCGAUUGUGAAAGUGUGGGAGAAGCUCGCAGCGGAUCUGGAGGCGGUGGUGGAGCAGGAGAAGGAAAAGGAACGGGCGAGGGUGGCGGAGGGGAAGGGGGCAAAGGGGAAGGAGGUGGGGGAUAGCGCUGCGCUUUAUGGGGUUGCGGGGAGCCUGCCGAACAAGAGUGUUGUUGUCGAGUUGGCGAGGGGUUUUUUGGAUAUUCUUUACAAGGCUUAGAGUCAGAGAGAGAGAGGGGGGGGGGUUAUGAUAAUGGGGGGAAGGAAAGCGAUAGAUUGCAAGCGAACCAGGUUGGGUUGUGUUUAUGAUUUGGGAGGUGUUUCUCUUGAGGUGAAGAGUCCAUGUUUUUGAACCAAGCCAGGCAUGGAAUUGAUACAUAUUAAAAUUCCACUCAUCGCAUUUUUGUCAUGUAAGAAUCGUGGAAAUAUUUCUUGUUCAUAUUUCCAUAUAUUCCUUCCUUUACUAUACCUUGCUACUACUCCUUGCCAACUUUGGGAUCCAACUUUGUUUCAAUGACCAUAAGAUAAAAAAGGGGUAUUCUACUACUCUCUCUUGCCUCUCUCUCUUUCCGACUUCAAACUUUGAAACUUCCCGUCACUCUCUCACCCUUUUAGUGAGUCAUUCCAGCGAGUGACUCUUCCCCCCUCAAUGAAACUUUCGACAAAAGAGACACUCCCCCCCCCUUUUCACAAGACAAGGCGGACUUAAAUCAUAUUCUGCCCAUCCUUUCUCCCCCUUUGGCAUUGGUUUGCUGCUCUCAACUCCCCUUCCAUGCAUGCCAUAAAAAUAUAGCGUUUUGUGUGUGUGUGUGCGUGCGCGUGUGUUUGCGAUAACAUAUCCCACC
This is a messenger RNA of Podospora pseudopauciseta, 2732 nucleotides long. RefSeq names its product Dihydrosphingosine phosphate lyase (gene DPL1). Gene Ontology annotation, biological process: carboxylic acid metabolic process; sphingolipid catabolic process. Gene Ontology annotation, molecular function: sphinganine-1-phosphate aldolase activity; pyridoxal phosphate binding. The record is from RefSeq and is a predicted model, not a curated record. Lineage: Eukaryota; Fungi; Ascomycota; Sordariomycetes; Sordariales; Podosporaceae. The coding region runs from base 395 to 2107 and encodes 570 amino acids. Gene Ontology annotation, cellular component: endoplasmic reticulum. The transcript has 3 exons.